Molecule: messenger RNA, 2511 nt
Organism: Rangifer tarandus platyrhynchus (Svalbard reindeer)
Lineage: Eukaryota; Metazoa; Chordata; Mammalia; Artiodactyla; Cervidae
Source: the annotation of a GenBank genome assembly
AUGACAGCCACCGCUGCAGUGGAAACACCAAAAAUGAAGAAGAGUGCCUCUAAGGAAGAGAAGCAGCAGUCUAAGCAAGAGAAUACAGAGCAGGGCAAUGCUGAUUCUGAAGAGUGGCUUGGCUCUGAGAGUGAUCCUGAACAAAUGAGCCUUAAAAACAGCAACAAUGACAAUAGUUGCCAACUGGGAGAUGUUCAAUUGAAUAAAAAGGAGAUCCUUUCUAAGCCACACCGCCAGCUAUGUAGAUCACCCUGCCUAGAUCAUCCAAGCUUCUCCCAGAGCAGCAUUCUACAUGAUGGGAAGCUUGACUUGGAAAAAGAAUACCAAACCAAGAUGGAUUUUGCUUUAAAGUUGGGUUACGCAGAGGAACAGAUUCAAUCAGUGCUGAACAAACUGGGUCCAGAAUCGCUUAUUAAUGAUGUAUUGGCAGAGCUUGUCAGACUUGGGAACAAAGGUGAUUUGGAAGGGCAAGUCAACUUGAGUCUGUUAGGGCCUCGGGGGCCCAGCUCCAGAGAGAUCACAAGCCCUGAGCUGUCUCUUGAAGAUGAAAUAGACAACAGUGACAAUUUGAGGCCAAUUGUCAUAGAUGGAAGUAAUGUGGCAAUGAGCCACGGGAAUAAAGAAGAGUUCUCCUGCAGAGGAAUACAACUUGCUGUGGAUUGGUUCCUAGAUAAAGGCCAUAAAGAUAUUACUGUAUUUGUGCCUGCAUGGAGAAAGGAGCAAUCCCGCCCUGAUGCACCAAUUACAGAUCAAGAUAUCCUACGUAAACUGGAGAAGGAAAAGAUUCUUGUCUUCACACCUUCCCGAAGGGUCCAGGGCAGGAGAGUUGUUUGCUAUGAUGACCGGUUCAUAGUCAAACUGGCUUUUGAUUCUGAUGGCAUCAUUGUAUCCAAUGAUAACUACCGAGAUCUUCAAAUUGAAAAGCCAGAAUGGAAGAAGUUUAUAGAAGAGCGCUUGCUGAUGUAUUCUUUUGUGAAUGACAAAUUUAUGCCUCCAGAUGAUCCUUUAGGACGUCAUGGCCCAAGCCUUGAAAACUUCUUAAGAAAGAGACCUGUUGUUCCUGAACACAAGAAGCAACCAUGUCCUUAUGGCAAAAAAUGCACCUACGGCCACAAGUGCAAAUACUACCAUCCGGAGCGGGCCAACCAACCGCAGCGUUCGGUGGCUGAUGAGCUCCGCAUCAGUGCCAAACUGUCCACAGUAAAAACCAUGAGUGAAGGCACCCUGGCCAAGUGUGGCACAGGGCUGUCUAGUGCCAAAGGUGACAUAACCUCAGAAGUCAAACGUGUGACCCCCAAGCGUCAAUCGGAUCCCAGCAUCCGGUCCGUGGCUGUGGAGCCUGAGGAAUGGCUGUCCAUUGCCCGUAAGCCUGAGGCCAGCUCUGUCCCCUCACUUGUGACUGCUUUAAGUGUCCCCACAAUCCCACCCCCCAAAAGCCAUGCAGUGGGUGCCCUCAACACCCGUUCAGCCAGCAGCCCAGUGCCAGGAUCCUCUCAUUUCUCCCACCAGAAGUCCUCAUUGGAGCACAUGACCAGCAUGCAGUACCCGCCCAUCCUGGUUACCAAUAGCCAUGGGACCCCUAUUAGCUAUGCUGAGCAAUACCCAAAGUUUGAGCCCUUAGGGGACCACAGCUACUAUUCAGUGUUAGGCGACUUCUCCAAACUGAACAUCAACAGCAUGCAUAAUCGAGAGUACUACAUGGCUGAAGCAGACCGGGGGUUGUAUGCCCGGAAUCCCAACCUCUGUCCUGACAAUCGUAUGAGCCAUUCCAGGAACGACAACUAUUCCUCUUACAACAACCUGUAUUUGGCUGUAGCUGAUACUCAUCCUGAAGGCAGUUUGAAGCUGCAUCGCUCAGCAUCUCAGAACCAUCUUCAGCCUUUUCCUCAUGGUUACCAUGAAGCCUUAACGCGAGUGCAGAGCUAUGGCCCAGAAGACUCUAAGCAAGCCCCCCACAAGCAAUCAGUCUCCCACUUAGUUCUGCAUGCCCAGCACCCAACAACUGGAGCACGCUCCAGCUGUCCUGGAGACUAUCCCAUGCCUCCCAAUAUCCAUCCUGGGGCAACCCCCCAGCCAGGACGUGCCCUGGUGAUGACUCGGAUGGACAGCAUUUCUGAUUCUCGCCUAUAUGAGAACAAUCCCAUGAGGCAAAGACGUCCUCCUCUGUGUCGGGAACAGCAUGCCAGCUGGGACCCACUGCCCUGUGCAACUGACUCUUAUGGCUACCACUCCUAUCCCUUGAGUAACAGCCUCAUGCAACCAUGCUAUGAACCAGUCAUGGUACGGAGUGUACCUGAAAAGAUGGAGCAGCUUUGGAUGAAUCCUUGGGUUGGAAUGUGCAAUGAUUCCAGGGAGCAAAUGAUCCCAGAGCACCAGUAUCAGACCUACAAGAACCUCUGCAAUAUUUUCCCUUCAAACAUUGUUCUUGCAGUGAUGGAGAAGAAUCCCCACACAGCAGAUGCCCAGCAACUAGCAGCCUUGAUUGUUUCUAAGCUUAGGGCUGCACGUUGA